CCCAUCAUCACCUUCAAUCCUGCUGCUCAGUUAGAGACCCUGCUUAUGGGUUUAGAGCUUAUUCACUUCAUCGACGGCACUGGCGCCCCUCCUCCUCAGACAAUCGCUGCAAAUGACACAACUGUUGCUGCUCCCAAUCCUGUAUAUCGACAUUGGUAUCGGCAAAAUAAGCUGAUUCUCCAUGCCCUUCGCUGCUCUAUUUUUGAUUCUCUUUACUCAUAUGUCUUUGCUGCUGCCACAUCUCAUGAUGCUUGGCUAAUUCUGAAGAAACUUUAUGCCAAUCGUUCCCAAUCUCGUUUAAUCAAUCUUAAAGGGAAGUUGGGUUUCAUUGCCAAGGGUGCUAAGGAUGUUCUCACUUAUGUGAAUGAUAUGAAACUUAUUGCUGCUGAACUUGCUCUCGUUGAUGCUCCAUUGUCAGAUCUUGAUCUCGUAGUUCACACUCUUCGCAGUCUCGGUCCUAAUUACAAUCAGUUCGUCGUUGCAGUCCGUGCUAGAGGAACCACCGUCACAAUUGAGGAUCUCUUGGAUUCGUUGAUUGAGUAUGAAGCCGAUUUGAAAGAAUAACAGCGGGUUUCAGCUGUUCCCACUGCCUUUUACACCUCUGGCUCUUCUCGCCGCGGCAGCAGUUGUGUCUCUCAAUUUCACGGUGGUGGCGGACCUUCCAGCAGCAGUGGCGUCUCUCAAUUUCACGGUGGCAGCGAAUCUUUUGCGCGUCCCAACCCUCCUCGCCAGCAGCAUCCGAGCUUGAGCUUGGGCUUUGAUAACUCAGGCCCAGGUCGUCCUCUUUUUUCCCAGGGCCCCCAUACUUCUCAUGAGUCCACUCGCCCACGCAGGCCUAUGGUGGUUUGUCAAUAUUGUGAGUGGACGGGCCACACAGUCCACCAAUGUUUUAAGCUAUUCCCUCAGGCCCGUCAGGCCUUUAAUCAAGCCCGCAAGGCCCA
This is a messenger RNA of Linum trigynum, 941 nucleotides long. The record is from the annotation of a GenBank genome assembly. NCBI's taxonomy places the organism in Eukaryota, Viridiplantae, Streptophyta, Magnoliopsida, Malpighiales, Linaceae.